Molecule: messenger RNA, 2619 nt
Organism: Scatophagus argus
Lineage: Eukaryota; Metazoa; Chordata; Actinopteri; Scatophagidae
Product: chemokine-like protein TAFA-2
Exons: 6
Coding region: 1142-1555 (137 amino acids)
Molecular function (GO): receptor ligand activity
Source: RefSeq, a predicted model, not a curated record
GGCGCACUGUGGAUGUCGUUCACAGUUCAACAGUUCAUGGAGCCCACGCCACACCUUCACCCUCACAGCGUCAGUCACAGGACUGACUGUGGCUGCAGUUUAUCAUAUUGUUAGAAGUGGUGAAAAAUGGGAGAAAUGAUUAAAUUUAGGUCCUUUUGUUGAAUAUGUUGCUUUUGGUGGAACUGAUGAUAUCACAAUUGGAAACAAUCGUUGCUGAGCUCGUUUAAUCAAAUUUAUUACUUUAUAAUUGCCUUUCCAGUGUUGUACUUCAUUAAUUUCUUUGUCGCAUUGUUUUUGCGUUUCGCUGAAUUACUGAUGUUGUCUUUACUCGUCUGACAAAAUCAGAAUAAUUCAUUUUAGGUUUUGUGGAUUCCCUCGUGAUCCCUGCAGUAUAAUGACCGUGCAGUUUGCAGGAGAAUAUCACCACAUUAGUUAGUACUUUUCCUUAUUUAAUUAGAAUAUGGCUGGUCAGCACUGAGGUUCAUUUGGAGGUCAUAACCACACAUACUUCUUUUCGAAUCAGUCAUUGUGAUGUUAAUACGGACAGGUCCAGUUUAAAUAUGACACAAAUCUUGAACAGUAAUCAGAAUACAGUAACGCGUUACCAGCGGCGGUGCGCUGUGCGCUCCGGAGUCUCCAUAAAAGUUAGAGCGCACAGAGCUGAGCUGUCAGACUGGGAAGAGACGCAGCGGAGCAAAGACUGGAGGCUCAAGUGAUUGAUCAGGAUCGAUCCCACUUUGACAAUAUAUAUCUUUCCAGUUUCACUGUGCGGUCUGAUCCCUUGACUGUCGCCCACCGGCAAGGCAGUUAAAGCUUUUUGUCUGGCUGAGCGUUAAAAGACUCUUGGUUUUUCUGGACUCUAUUGGAAUAAAAAGACAGCGGAGGUUUGGAAGCUGGAGAAUCUCGGCUGCUCGGCGGAUGAGGUGCCCACGCUGCCUCGUUAGAAGACUAAUCGUGUCUGAUUCUGGCUGUUUGAUUUCAUCCGGAAGAAAAAGCCACCACUCCCGUGUUUUUUUUUUCUCUCGCCAGCCCAGGACGCAAAUGUCUCCACAUCGCAGACACGCCAGUGGAUAGUAGCAGCAGCUCCGCCGAUGGUUUGAUAGGGCGUUAAGGUGCGGGAAGGGAGUGGGACAAUUACAGGAUGAGUGAGCGAUACACGCAGAUCGGAAGUAAAGGGGGUCUACUUGUAAUGGUGCUUGUGAUCAGCGUCUGGGAGAUGACCAUACAGACGGAAGCCACUACAGCAGCGCACCAUGUCCGAACAGGCACCUGCGAAGUGGUGGCGUUGCAUCGCUGCUGCAACAAGAACAAAAUCGAGGAGCGGUCGCAAACUGUGAAGUGCUCCUGCUUUCCCGGGCAAGUGGCCGGCACCACCAGAGCCGCCCCGUCAUGUGUAGACGCCUCGAUAGUGGAGCAGAAGUGGUGGUGUCAGAUGCAUCCGUGCCUUGACGGGGAAGAAUGCAAAGUUCUUCCUGAUCUGAAGGGUUGGAGCUGUGCUACAGGGAACAAGAUUAAAACUACUAAGAUUUCUGCGGACAGAGACCAGCUUUGGUAACGUCAGAUGCCUCACAGUGAAGUCCAGGUGAGCCAGCAGUUCUGGUUGGAUCAUCAAAGGAGAAGAGAGUAAUGCAAAAGGACCUUUCUGUAAAUAGAGACCUUCAUUUCUUUUGGACUGCAGUUAAUCUUUGGAAAUCUUUGAAUGCUUCUUCUUGAACUCUAUGGACAUGAAAAAGAGGCGUAGAUCCUAUUGAACGUACUGAUCAUUCAGCACUUCUUUUUGAACGACUCCAUAUGAUUAACCUUGCUGGACAACAGGAUUUAUUCUCUGACAUCGUACUGCUUGUAGUGGAAGACAAUGGUGAACUUUAUGCCUGUAUGUUUAUUUCUAGAGUAUUUAUGUCAUUUACAGGGGAUUUUGCAUCAUGAGCUGACCAGGGCUGAACAGCAGGUCAGUUUGUUGUAAGCCUUGCAAAUAUUCGAUACAAUGUGGUUUUGUUUUAUCAGUCAGUUGUGGCUUUCUUCUCUAACAAAGUGUAGUCUCAAAGGAUCAGAUGCAGAUGAAAAUAUGGGGCUGAGCAGUAGAUAUUCAGGGUGAUUUUCAAAGAAAUACACAACCACAUUUGUCAAUGUAUCAUUCUCACUGUGUGCCAUAACACAGAAGGGGAAGGCAAACCUCAGUCUGAACUUUAGCAUAAAAUCCCACAUUGUUAUCUCUAUAUUAUAUGUUCAUUUCAACCCACAUACUGAUCAGAAUUUAACAGCUGAACCACACCAGGGCUGUAAAUGGUAUAAACCUAUCAAACUGCCACCUGUUACCAGACAGAAAGUUGGAUCCGGUUGUGGUUUAUUUUUCCUCUGGAAAUCACUCUGCCAUUUCCUGCUAUGUCUGCCAGAUUUUUGCUUUUGUAUUACAGUUCUGGUGUUUGGAUUCUAGACAAAAGCAGUGUAAAUUAAACACACAGCAUCUGGUCACCAGCUGGGGGAUGACAACAAAGUUCCCAAAACUGUUUUCAACUAGUUACUCAAGUAUGAUUUGCUGAUCACCUUUCAGUAGGUAUCGCUGACACUUCCUUUGUCUGUGUAAGUGAUGACAUCAGUAAUAAACUAAUGGUUGUGUAA